Molecule: messenger RNA, 2733 nt
Organism: Psylliodes chrysocephalus
Lineage: Eukaryota; Metazoa; Arthropoda; Insecta; Coleoptera; Chrysomelidae
Source: the annotation of a GenBank genome assembly
AUGUCGAACAAAACACAAAAAGAGGAACUACCCCAGGCAAGUAGAGAACACAUCUCAAAAUCUUGCACCGGAUCAACGGUCUGUCCCAUGGAUUCUGGGGGGGACAAUUUGACACUAACUAGAAAUAAUAAAGAUCAAAAUACUCCGCUUAGCAAUUCACUAGAGUACCCGAACGAGAAUUCUCAAUCGGGCCCUAGUGGAAUUCAAAGAAAAUUAAACAAAAAUAAAACGCAAGAAACAGACAAUAGGAGUAAGCAAAGUCAAAAUAGAAGCAAAUGGAGUCACGAAGAAUGCAAAGAAGUUAUGCUAUGCUACUACUACAUAUUGGAAACAACUGGAACUGGAAAUACGCAGAAAAACUAUGAAAUGUGGAGAAACCGCAACCCAAGCUCUCGUCCUAAUCUAAAUGCAAUAACAUUAGCUAACCAAAGACGACAAAUAAUACAGCAGAAAAGACUAUCCCAGACUGAAAUUGAUAAAAUUUUAGAAAAAAUAAAAGGCAAAAAGGUGGAACAAAAACCUAACAAUGACAGGGAAAAUAAAACGGAAGAAAAACAUAAUAGAUCACAAAUGGAAGAGAUGAACUUCCAAGACAUUAAUACCGCACAAGAAACAGCUUUAGAUAUAGAAUUGGUCAACCACCAUCAAAGAAGUAAAGACACUGACGUACCUAAAGGAAAACAAGAAAUACAAACAGGUCAAAAUAAGUCAAACAGUGAACACUCAAAUGAUUCAAAAGGAGUCGGAUCCCCAGUACCGGUCCAGGAUGUAGGUGUUGGAGCAGGCCUCACUGGACCGUCAGCUAGCUACUGCGGCUCUUCAAUAGUGACAAACCAGGCUAUUGAGAGUAUCCAAAAUACUGGUUUAAAAGAAGAUGCGAUAAGAAAUCGUUCUGUGAGUAUGAGUAAAAGUACUACGAACAUGAAAGACCCUUUUGCAAGGAAAGACUCUAUUGGAAGGAGCCCACCAUUAGGGAGAAAGAAGACCAAAGAUACUCAGAAAAGUACUAGUGAACCAGAAGAUAAUAACCUAGUCGAACACCAGACCAAAAGAAAGAAAACUGAACAUUCGACAGAAAAGAAAAAAGUGGGAAUAACGUAUAAAGAAAUAGUAGGGAAAAUGAUUGAACAAGUUUACAGCAUGGAGAAAGUACUAAACGACAUGUAUAAGCCUAAGCAGGAAAUUAAAGAGGCAGUUAGUAAGAUGGUUCUGCAGGUAGAAAAAUUACAAAGCCAAGAACUAAAGAACUGGAUUGAAGAAGCUGCACACGAAACAAAAAUUCUAGCUAUGGAAGAAAAGUGGGUUAAUGAAAAUAAAAAUAUGAAGAAGCAACUACGAUUUAUGGAACAAAAAUUGGAAGAUACACUCCAAGCACGCCCCGAGGAUCUGGACAGUAUAAGGUGCCCUAAAUGCAAGCAACUGGAAGGUAGACUAGCAAGAAGGAUAGCGUAUACCCAGGAAGAAACGUUUGAAAACUUCCAAAGUAUUAAAGAAGAAGAUUGGACCAGCGGAAUAUUUCCUAGAGUGAAAUCCGUACAAGGAUAUAUUCGGGAUGCCCCAUACGAAUUUGACAUAGUCCUACCCAGCAACGAAAACCUGGAGACGAAUCAAAAAGAUGUCGGGAUAACCAUCAACAAGCUAGGGGGUAAAGAUGAGCUUAUGAGACAAAGAAAACAAAAAGGUGAGGUCGCUAGAAUGAUGCAUUCCCUAGGAUUUCCAGAUGUAGAUGGAAACUUUACCUACAAAACUAGAGGAGUAUAUUACCCAAUCAGCAACAGCCAGGCAUACUUAGAUAUCGAUGACCAAAGUGUAUUUACAGCCAUGAAGAUAGUUAAACAGAUGGCUGUUGCAGCCAAUAGACUUAAGAUUGCCAUUCCCAAACUAGAUGGACCAAGUGGAAUAAUUUUAACAAGGACUGCUGAAUACCUCUUUACGGACUCCAGCAUAGAAGUGGUUAUGUAUAACGGAAAUGAAAAUGUCAAGAACAAUACACGAAACAGGUUUCAAUCGACAGUUUCACAUAGACGUACCAGUACCAUAAACGAUGAUGUAUUUUUGGACGCUCAGAGAGCCAAGCCUAGGUAUGAACCGGUGGUAGUUAAAAUGGCAAACAAAUCUUAUGCAGAACUGCUUAAAACUCUAAGAGAAACCGUAAAACCAGGCGAGAUUGGUGUAGAUGUAAAGUCCAUCAAGAAAACAAAAAACGGGGAUGUUCUGUUACUGGUGGAAAACGGGCCGAAGGCAGAAAUUCUACAGAAUGAAAUAAAAAGUAAGCUCCCGGGCGUGACAUCAUCCCAUAUUAAAAAUAAUAAAGUUUUACUUAUCAAGGAUCUUGAUGGAGCGACUACAGAAGAGGAGGUAGGAGAAGCCAUAAGUAAAGAGAUUGCUUGCGACCAAGAUGUAUUCCAAAUAAAGGCCUUAAACCCUGCAUUUGGAAAUCGACAAAAUGCAAGGGUCAUAAUAAAUGAACCACAUGCUAGUAUUCUACUAAGCAAAGAGAAGAUUAAAAUAGGAUGGACCCAAUGUAGAAUCUUCGAGAAAAAACGGGAUACAAGGUGCUUUAGAUGUUGGGAACCAGGACAUAACAUAUCAGACUGCCAGGGUCCAAAUAGAGAACACCUAUGCCUAAAAUGUGCAAAGGAAGGACAUAAAGCCAAGGAUUGCCAAAACAACUCGUACUGUAUGACAUAAGAAGAUUUUUUAGAAAGUUUGGAUCACAUAAUAGUUAAAUAA